Molecule: messenger RNA, 1035 nt
Organism: Aspergillus pseudotamarii
Lineage: Eukaryota; Fungi; Ascomycota; Eurotiomycetes; Eurotiales; Aspergillaceae
Exons: 1
Coding region: 586-1032 (148 amino acids)
Source: RefSeq, a predicted model, not a curated record
GCUUCGGCUCACUUGCCCCUGUGGUUUGUGACGGACACGAGGUCAUGUGGUCUGAUUCGUGUCCUCGGGCGGUUCGGUACGAGGCAGUACUCAGGAACAGUACAUACCCAUAUUGCCUGAAUAGUAAAUGCUCUACUCUGUACGUACAAGAAGACGUAUACUACCAAACAGCAAGGAAAGCUACAAGCAUGAAGAGCCCACCAGGGUGUAGAAGGAUGGGGAAAGACUACUACUCAGUCUAAUACCACACAGCACUUCAUCAGCCACUCACCAGCAAUAAAUCGCGAUAGCAACCGAGUGCACGCAUAAGGUGAUAUAUAUUAAGUAUACUUCCUUCUUCGCGGAGGUCGAUCCUCAGGUAGCCUCAUCCUGAAUCUUCCGUCGAAAAUACGGGGUAAGUCAGGUAAGCCCCUGUCAACUCCGCAUUUACGCAAGGGAGCACCGAAUGACGAAGACCAACAGGAAUGAAGUACGAGAUGCGACAGAAAAAAAGCUUGAGGGGGAAGGUCGGAUGUUGCUCAUCUGCAAUGAACAGACAGCAAAAGGGAACUUUAUUUCCCAGCCACAAGGACAUAGCUCCGCGGGAUGGGAGACCGGGGUUUUGGUUGCCUGCGCAUGAAUCUCAUGAACAAGGAUAGGAAACGAGAUCAUACACCCCUCUUUUACGGGAUUACCCUUCCGUUGGCUCCACUGGAUUCGUGUGUUCCCCAAAUCGUGGUGGAUGUAGGACUGGGACUCGAUCCUUUCGGGGGGCAAAAAAUACUCGUAGACAAAAAGAAGCGAGUCAUGUCCAUCCAGAUGGCGGUAGUGAUCUUAAUACUUCAACUAAGGUUCACUUCGUUGCCUUUAGUCUGGAUUGGACUUCUACUGCAUACAGUAGUUAGGUAUGGAGUGCAUAAAGACACAUUCUUUUUUUCUUUUCUUUUCUUUUCCCUUUCCCUCUUCUCAGUGGGGCAUAUUGUUUCACUACAAAUUUUUGAUGCUUAUUACAUUGUCGCGGUCACCUGUGUCAGAUUAAAUAUGUGCAGGUGAGCC